Messenger RNA from Exophiala viscosa, 618 nucleotides. RefSeq lists its product as uncharacterized. The transcript has 2 exons. The coding region runs from base 1 to 618 and encodes 205 amino acids. The record is from RefSeq and is a predicted model, not a curated record. Lineage: Eukaryota; Fungi; Ascomycota; Eurotiomycetes; Chaetothyriales; Herpotrichiellaceae.
AUGGCGACCAUCACACUCGUUCUCACUUUCCUGGCUUUCAUAGCCCAGUGCUUAGCCGGUAACGACGGCGACUGGACAACUACAACGACGGAUACUUGGUGGACACCCUCACCAACGACGACAGUCUGGUGGACACCGACAACAACAUCAUACUGGUCAACCUGGACGCCGACAUCGACAUAUACAUCAGAAUACACGCAGCAAAAUGUGAUAGUUACAGUGACCUCGACACUGCCCUGUCCCGCUACCAGCACGGUCGUGACUUGGGUAUGCUGCGACCAAUGCGAAACGAAUUGUCAGAACACGCCGACGUCGACCACCACAACUAACUGGGGAGGCGUCGGCACUGUCACAGUGACGUCGCAUACUACGAUCACGCCUACCACCACUACUACCACCUCCUCCUCGCAGUCGGUUGUGUACGCGACAACCACGAGCGGCAGCCUGGUCAUCGUGUAUGCGAGUACCGCCACAGUCGCCACAGCCGCAAGCGACACGACUGCGACACCGAGUCUCGUCUACGCUGUGAGUAGUGAUGCACAGGAUGGCACGACUCCGAGUCUAUCGUCUUUUGCCAUGGUUUUGGCCAUGGUGGCUACUGUGAUGAUUUUGUUAUGA